CUUUACCACUCUCACCAUGUUUCGUCGUAUCUCACUCGUUUUCCUUGUUGUCACCCUUGCCUCUUUCUUCAUCGCUCAGCCAGUCGAUGCUGCAAAGGGUCCAAAGAUCACAAACAAGCUCUAUUUCGACAUCAAGCACGGCGACAAGGACCUCGGAAGGAUUACGCUAGGUCUCUAUGGAGGAACUGUCCCAAAAACCGCCGAGAACUUCCGUGCUCUCACUACCGGCAAGAAGAAGGAUGGCACGGAGUUGGGCUUUGGCUACAAGGGUUCCAAAUUCCACCGUGUCAUCAAGGACUUCAUGAUUCAGGGUGGUGACUUUACUAGAGGUGAUGGAACCGGAGGCAAGUCUAUCUACGGCGAUCGUUUCGCUGAUGAGAACUUCAAACUUCGCCACACCGCACCCGGUAUGUUGUCAAUGGCCAACGCUGGGAAAGACACCAACGGUUCUCAAUUUUUCAUAACCACCGUCGUCACUAGCUGGUUGGAUGGAAAACACGUCGUGUUUGGCAAAAUUCUUGAUGGAAUGGACAUCGUGACUGCUAUUGAAAACGUGCCAAAAGGCGCCAGUGACCGCCCCGUGGAGGACGUCGUCAUUGCUGACUGUGGAGAGCUUGAAUUGGAUGUUGACGAAAAUGGCAACCAGGUACCUAUCCACGCUGAGCUUUAAUUUACCUUCUGUGAAGUAAAAUCCCGUACCAAUAAACUGGUCUACCUGUGAACAGGACGAGAUAGUUACAUCAUCUCAAUCCCAAUCUUCCUCAACCGAUUCCGCUGCUUCUACUUCUGCUGUCUCUUCCAGCGAUGCUACGAUGGUGCCCAAUGAAGCGGAGUCAUACUUUUUCAGCAAAGUCUUUUUUGGACUCAUUUUCAUCGGUGCCGUUGGCGCAGCUUUUGCUUACUUUGGUGGAUUUCGAAAAGUCCGGGAAGUCGUGGCCAGAAGAGGUUACUAUAGAAGAGUGGACAUGGAUGACGUCGAAAAGAUGUCCUGAGCUGACAUUGUACUCCAUAUUCGCCGACGAUACACUUAUGCUCCUUAAUCAGUACUUAACCAGUCUUACACCGACG
Marasmius oreades (fairy-ring Marasmius) is the source of this 1068-nucleotide messenger RNA. RefSeq names its product Peptidyl-prolyl cis-trans isomerase B (gene CPR2). Gene Ontology annotation, molecular function: peptidyl-prolyl cis-trans isomerase activity. Gene Ontology annotation, cellular component: fungal-type vacuole; endoplasmic reticulum. The transcript is spliced from 13 exons. Gene Ontology annotation, biological process: protein peptidyl-prolyl isomerization; protein folding. NCBI's taxonomy places the organism in Eukaryota, Fungi, Basidiomycota, Agaricomycetes, Agaricales, Marasmiaceae. The record is from RefSeq and is a predicted model, not a curated record. Bases 17 to 670 code for a protein of 217 amino acids.